Brachypodium distachyon (stiff brome) is the source of this 1717-nucleotide messenger RNA. Its product is annotated as omega-3 fatty acid desaturase, chloroplastic. Gene Ontology annotation, molecular function: oxidoreductase activity, acting on paired donors, with oxidation of a pair of donors resulting in the reduction of molecular oxygen to two molecules of water. Gene Ontology annotation, biological process: lipid metabolic process. NCBI's taxonomy places the organism in Eukaryota, Viridiplantae, Streptophyta, Magnoliopsida, Poales, Poaceae. Bases 60 to 1346 code for a protein of 428 amino acids. The record is from RefSeq and is a predicted model, not a curated record. The transcript has 8 exons.
CAACUCUAUCUCCUCCCGCCGGCGAAGGAGAAGCAGCAGCUAGCAACAGGCAGCUCCCAAUGGCUCGCCUGCUCCUCCCGCAAUGCUGCUGCGGCCUCAAGCCCCUCCCGCUCCUCCCCCGCCGCGCCAUUACGCUUCCCCCGCCUCCUACCACCCUCUCCGCCGCCUCGCUCUCCCAGUCCCGCCGCGCCCUCUCCCUCCGCGUCGCCGUCGCUGCGCCCACCCGCCUCGCCACCGCCGCCGAGGGCCAGGACGAGCCCGCCGCGCGCUUCGACCCCGGGGCGCCGCCGCCGUUCGGGCUGGCGGAGAUCCGCGCCGCCAUCCCCAAGCACUGCUGGGUCAAGGACCCCUGGCGCUCCAUGGCCUACGUCCUGCGCGACGUCGUCGUCGUGCUCGCCCUCGCCGCCGCCGCGUCCCGCCUCGGCUCAUGGCUCGCCUGGCCCGUCUACUGGGCUGCCCAGGGCACCAUGUUCUGGGCCCUCUUCGUCCUCGGCCACGACUGCGGCCACGGGAGCUUCUCCAACAACGCCAAGCUCAACAGCGUCGUCGGCCACAUACUCCACUCCUCCAUCCUCGUCCCUUACCACGGCUGGAGGAUUAGCCACAGGACGCACCACCAGAACCACGGCCACGUCGACAAGGACGAAUCGUGGCAUCCGCUCCCUGAGAAGCUGUACAGGAGCCUGGACAGUUCCACCCGGAAGCUUCGGUUCGCAUUACCGUUCCCGAUGCUCGCGUACCCCUUCUACUUGUGGUCGAGGAGUCCAGGGAAGUCUGGCUCGCAUUUCCACCCGAGCAGCGAUUUGUUCCAGCCCAACGAGAAGAAGGAUGUGCUGACGUCCACAACGUGCUGGCUUGCCAUGGCUGGCCUCCUUGCUGGGCUCACCGUUGUGAUGGGGCCUCUUCAGAUUCUCAAGCUCUAUGCUGUCCCCUACUGGAUUUUUGUUAUGUGGCUGGACUUUGUCACCUACCUGCACCAUCAUGGCCACAACGACAAGCUUCCCUGGUACCGUGGAAAGGAAUGGAGCUAUCUGCGUGGAGGCCUGACAACGCUUGACAGGGACUACGGGUGGCUCAACAACGUCCACCAUGACAUCGGCACUCACGUGAUUCACCAUCUUUUCCCACAGAUCCCACAUUACCAUCUAGUAGAGGCGACUGAGGCAGCGAAGCCAGUGCUGGGGAAAUACUACAGGGAGCCGGACAAGUCCGGUCCGUUCCCGUUCCACCUGUUUGGCGCACUGGCACGGAGCUUGAAGCGCGACCACUACGUUAGCGAUACCGGAGACAUAAUCUACUACCAAACUGACCCGAAAGUCGCUGGUGGUGCACACACGUCUGACUGACAGCACCAAUCACGCAUACUCUUCUUUGUGGGGGUGAAUGCUGCUCGUUAUCACUGGACCAGUAUGUUGUGUCGCAUUGGCAAGUCUGUGACAUGAGGCGAAGCAGAUGAUGAACUAUUGCUGCGGAGCAUUAUGGAUUUUUGGUUGUAAAAAUAGGGUUGGGACCAUGUUAGAGUAGAUUACAUUCAUGCACUUGUAAGGAACAAGCGAUUCUUUGGACAAGGUAGAGAGCCACAGCAAGCUCAGAGAUGGAGAAGACUUGGGCUGAUGAGAGUGUUUUGAUACUGUACUGCUAUACAAGCAUACAUCAGUGUUUUAUUGCAUACAUACAUAUAUACUUCAGUGAAAAGAUCUCAACUUAAAGUCUUAAA